Molecule: messenger RNA, 3824 nt
Organism: Asparagus officinalis (garden asparagus)
Lineage: Eukaryota; Viridiplantae; Streptophyta; Magnoliopsida; Asparagales; Asparagaceae
Exons: 2
Coding region: 1492-3660 (722 amino acids)
Molecular function (GO): protein dimerization activity; DNA binding
Source: RefSeq, a predicted model, not a curated record
AUUCACCCCCGGAGGCCACGAAUCGGUGUCUGACUCGAAUCGGACACUGAUUCGCCCCGAUACGUGCACGACACGUGUCGGACACGGUCAAAGCCGUGUCCGACACGGGUCAACAGUCAACUUGGGCGGAUACGGUCAAAUUGAGGGCGGAUACGGGUGAGAUUCGUGAAAUCAAAAAAACUGUGAUUCGGAUGAGUUAACAAAACCCGUAACCGAAACCCAAAAACCCAUAUCGAAACCCUAAAAUCACCUCUUCUCUCCGCUGUUCUCUUUUUACCGCCGCUGCUCCUCAUCUUCUCUCUGCGCCUCUAGAUCUCGUCCUCGAUCUCCGACGCCGCUCGUCCUCGAUCUCCGACGCCGACGUCCUCAGAGCUCGUCCACAUAUCUCGUCCUCAGAACUCAUCCUCAGAUCUCCGACGUCUCUCUCACUAGGUAAGAUCUCUAUCUUCGAUCUCUCUCUCUCUCGAUCUGGUCGAUUCGGCAGCGGACAGUGACGCCGCUCGUUCUCUUCUCUCUCUCUCUCUCUCUCUCUCUCUCUUCGUCUCUCUCUCUCUCUCUCAGAUCUCAUCCUCUGUCUCUCUCUUUUUCUCUUUAUCUCCUCGUCUCUCUGGUUCUCUCUCCGUCUCUGGUUCUCUCAAGAUUUCGUUGGUAAUUUAUUUAGGGUUAAUGGGUUGGUUUAGGGUUAAUGGGUUAAUGGGUUGGUCCGUCUCUGGUUCUCUCAAGAUUUUGUUUUUUUUUCAAUUUUAGUUUCAAUUUCAGUUUUAAUUUCUUACCAUAUGAAUAUUUUUUCAAUUUCAAUUUCAGUUUUUAACACAAAUGAAUUAUUAACUGAAUUUAAACUUUGAUUGACUGCAUUUGUGUGUUUGAUUGCUGAACAGCCUGAACUUAUAUAAAUGUGUUGUUGAUAUUCACAUAUGAUUAAAUUGGUCUGUUAGAUAAAUAGCAUUAGUUAAAAGGGCACGACAUAAUUCUUUUUGUGCAUAAUUAUGAAGAUAAAUAUUGUCUUUCUUGAAGGUAAGUAGCUGUUAACUAUACAUGUGUCUUUUUAAAUAGAUAAACUUAUAUGCAUGAACAUGGUCAUUGAGAAUUGUGAUGCAAAAUUUGAAUUUAUAUCUUAUAUGCAUGAACAUGGUCAUUGAGAAUCUGAGAUCAUUAUCACUCAACUAUUAUUACAAUAUGAAUAUACAUAUUUAAUGAAUAUAUUAUGGACAUUUAUUUUGGCAGCUGUGUUGGAAAAUUUGAUUGAUCCUUCAUCCUUGCUUGUUGCUACUUUACUCUCAAGUAUAAUCUGUAAAAAGAAAAACAAAGUCAGUGAGCAACAACUUAUUAAUUAGUAUAAUUAGAAAAGAGCUUAAAAUAGUAAUUAGCAUGCUAACUAAUAAAUUAUGAACAUGUAAAUAUUUAAUACAUAUUUCUUGCAAUGUAAUUCAUAUUAUGUUCCAUAUAUGUUAUGGUUUAAUAUUUAAUUAGUACUUGUUGUUGUUUAUAGCAAUGGAAGCAGAAGGUAGUUCUGAUGCACAGUCUGUUCAAGAUGAUCACACUCCUUUGUGGAAGUAUGUCACAAAGUUGGAGAAGAUGGGUAAAGGAGGGGGGAAUUGGCAGUGGAUGUGUAGUUACUGUCAUGAAGUAUUUACAUCCUCUUACUCAAGGGUCAAAGCUCAUCUAAUGCGGACUAGUGGGCAAGGAAUUAAAGUGUGCAAAGGUGUUAAGCCGCACAAUAUGAGAGACAUGCAAGCUGAUAUGGAUCAAGCAGAAGCAAGGGUGAUGGCUUCUAUGCCUAGGACAGUGACGCUGCCAGGUUCUUCAGCAUCAAGUGCAGCAGCAGGAAGUCAACGCAUGCCUUCUCGUCUAAGUGAGCCAAAGAGGAGGAGGGGAGUCACCACUGUUGAACAAGCCUUCAAUACAGGGGCAAGAGAUGAAUUGGAUUCAAUGAUUGCAAGGAUGUUCUAUACUGGUGGGUUGUCAUUUAAUUUGGCAAGAAAUCCUUAUUUCUCCAAGAUGAUCACAUAUGCCGCAAGUAAUUCAAUUACCGGUUACAAGCCUCCGGGUUAUAAUUCUUUGAGAACCACUCUUUUGCAACGUGAGAAGGCUCACGUAGAGAGGUUGUUGGAGCCCAUCAGGGGCACAUGGAAGCAGAAUGGGGUUUCUAUUUGUAGUAAUGGCUGGGCAGAUGCACAGAGAAGACCACUGAUAAAUUUUAUUGCGGUCUCAGACAACGGGCCAAUGUUCUUGCACUGUGUGAAUGCUGAGGGAGAGCAGAAGAAUAAAUAUUUCAUUGCAGAGAAGCUUGAAGCUUGCAUUAGAGAGGUGGGGCCUCAAAAUGUGAUCCAAAUCAUUACUGAUAAUGCUUCGGCAUGUAAGGCAGCAGGGGCAGUUGUGGAGGGAAAAUUUCCACAUAUUUUCUGGACUCCAUGUGUUGUUCACACCCUCAAUCUUGCCCUUAAGAAUAUUUGUGCUGCGAAGAAUACAGAGGCUAAUGCAAUUGCUUAUGCAGAGUGCAGCUGGAUUACAGAGGUAUAUGAUGAUGCUUUGAUGAUUAAGAACUUCAUCAUGAAUCACUCAAUGAGGCUGGCUAUGUUCAAUGAGCAUUCGAAGAUGAAGCUUCUUUCAAUUGCUGAUACUCGAUUUGCUUCAUGGAUCAUCAUGCUAAAGAGGUUCACUGUGAUCAAGAGAAGCCUCCAAGAUAUGGUUCUUAGCGACCGUUGGAGCUCGUACAGAGAUGAUGAUGUGGGAAAAGCACAGUUUGUUAAGGAGAAAGUGCUUGAUGAUUUGUGGUGGGAUAGGGUGGAUUAUAUUAUUGCUUUCACUGCUCCUAUAUAUGAUAUGAUUCGGCUCACCGAUACCGACAAGCCCAGCCUUCAUUUGGUAUAUGAUAUGUGGGAUACAAUGAUUGAGAAGGUGAAGGUUGUUAUUUACAGACAUGAGAGCAAAAGAGAAAAUGAUCCCUCCUCAUUUUAUGAUGUCGUACACAAGAUCUUGGAGGAUAGAUGGAAUAAGAGCAACACGCCACUUGAGUGCUUGGCGCACUCUUUGAAUCCAAGAUAUUAUCACGAGACAUGGCUCAAUGAGAAUAUCCAUCGGCAAGCACCCCAUCAGGAUGAGGAGAUCUCUUCGGAAAGGACCAAGUGUUUGAGGAGAUAUUAUCCUAAUACCGAUGAACGGAGGAUGGUUAACUUAGAAUUUGCUAAAUUCUCGGCUGCUCUUGACAUUUUUAGGGAUCCAGAUUCUCUUGCUGAUAGAGGAUUUAUGGAUCCAGCAGCAUGGUGGGCGCUCUAUGGAUCCUCAACUCCAAAUAUUCAAGCAUUGGCCUUCAAGCUUCUAGGCCAACCCUGCUCAUCCUCUUGCUGCGAAAGGAAUUGGAGUACAUACUCAUUCAUUCACUCUUUGAAGAGGAACAAGAUGACACCGGAAAGGGCAGAAGAUCUUGUGUAUGUGCAUAGCAAUCUUCGUUUGCUUUCUCGGUCAUCCCAAGAAUAUAAAGAAGGAGAAUCGAAGCUGUGGGAUAUUGGUGGAGAUGCAUUCGACUCAUUUCAGGGUGCCGGUAUUCUUGAUGUCGCCACCUUGUCUCUUGAUGAACCCACCAUGGAGGCUAUGUUGUUUGCUGAUGAUGAAGGGCCAGGCAAUGAAGAAGUCAUCGAACUAGCUUCCACUUUAUCUUGAUGUAUUUUUUAUUUACAAACUUGUUAUUUUGUGAUAGAAUGAGUAGAGUAUGUACUCCAAUUCCUUUUUGUUUACAAACUUGAAACUCGUUAUUUUGUGAUAGAAUGAGUAUGUACUCUAAUUCCUUUUUGUUUACAAAUUUGUUAUUUUGUCAUAGAUUCAUA